GCGUUUGCAGCUGGCUCACAUUACCCUCCUCAGCAUGGAGGAGGGUAUCCUCCACAAGGGUACCCGUCACAGGGGUACCCUCAGUACCCUCCUCCACAUGGGUAUCCACAGCCACCACACGGCGGAUACCCUCCCCAUGGAGGAUACCCUCCUGCGGGCUAUCCUCCCCCCGGCGGAUACCCUCCUCCUGCUCGUGGUGGUUAUCCUUCCCACGGAGGACAUGGCGGGCAUGGGGGCGGUAUGGGGGCAAUGUUGGCGGGAGGUGCGGCGGCUGCAGCUGCUGCAUACGGGGCUCAUCACAUUGCUCAUAGUUCUCAUGGAUAUGGAGGGUACGGUCAUGGAUAUGGAGGAGGGUAUGGCCAUCAUGGCAAGUUCAAGCACGGGAAGUUUGGCAAGCAUGGGAUGUUUGGAAAGCACAAGGGUGGGAAACACUUCAAGAGGUGGAAGUGAAAACAUUUCAUAUGCUUGUCCUCUGGAAAGAAUUCAAACGAUUACAUUUCACCCCUUUCUAGUAGUGACCAGUGUGGCUUACAUCUUGCUGCCUUAAGUUUCAUGGUCUGUAACUUUCUUAUUGUGUCUGCGUGGGGUUUGUGGUUAUGAUUUUAGCCAGCCGUGUGUAUCAAGAUCCUGAAUGAUGGGUUCAUAUCAGGCUUUUUUUUAUGUCUAGGGACUUGUUGGUCUCUGGCUUAAAAAACCUGAUAGUCUAAGUUUUGUGGCAAUCCUUUUAGUUCAAACUAAAAUUUGAUCACAAGUAGGAAGUGUUUAUGAAGAUACGUCCUAUUGCUACAAUGCAAUCACCGAUUGGACAUGUAUAUGAAGAGAUGUAUGUACAGGUUUGUGCCGACAUCAUUCAGCAGCCUGCAAAUAGGUGUGAGUUGUGAUGCAGUUUUGCACCUUGAAAACAUGUAUUUCACGUCCUGGCUAGGCUAGGUCUCCUUAAAGCCUUUUUCUACAUCAGCAAUUCUGUGAUCAUUCGUGAACUUGAAGUAAAAUAUAAUCAUCCCUCUAGAAUGAAUUGGUGGGCAAUACUUAAU
Linum tenue is the source of this 1034-nucleotide messenger RNA. NCBI's taxonomy places the organism in Eukaryota, Viridiplantae, Streptophyta, Magnoliopsida, Malpighiales, Linaceae. The record is from the annotation of a GenBank genome assembly.